GCAGAGGGCGGCGUUGGCGCUCCUCACGAUCCUGCUGCGGCGCCAAGCCAUAUUCCUCUUCGCCCCGCUUCUCUACGUCGCGGCGAUGCUCAUCUACAUGGGCUCCAUCUCCCUCGAUAGCGUGCCGCGCAUCAUCUCCCGCCCCGCCCCGGGCUCCGUGUACCGGAGCCCUCACCUCUACGAGCGCCUCCGCCCCGACAUGAACGCCGAUAACUCCACCGAUGCGCUAGCGACUGUAUGGAAGCACUCUUAUAAAGGUGGUGGCUGGCGACCAUGCACAAACAUGAGCACCAUUGGUUUGCCUGAAUCAAAUGGUUACAUCUAUGUCGAGGCAAAUGGUGGCCUGAAUCAGCAGAGAACAUCGAUAUGCAAUGCAGUUGCCGUGGCAGGGUAUCUGAAUGCCACACUUGUUAUUCCGAAUUUCCACUACCACAGCAUUUGGAGGGACCCUAGCAAAUUUAGCGAUAUCUAUGAUGAGGAUCACUUCAUCGAGACUCUUAAAAAUGAUGUUCGAGUGGUUGAUACGGUGCCUGAAUUCAUAAUGGAGCGUUUUGGUGACAAUAUGAGUAAUGUAUUCAAUUUCAAAAUAAAAGCUUGGUCUUCUAUUCAGUAUUACAAGGAUGCUGUUCUUCCAAAGCUGGUUGAAGAAAAGCUUAUAAGGAUUUCUCCUUUCGCAAAUCGGUUAUCAUUUGAUGCCCCUCCUGCCGUCCAACGCUUAAGAUGCUUGGCUAAUUUUGAAGCCCUGCGUUUCUCGAAUCCUAUUGCAACUUUGGCUGAAAAGUUGGUUUCUCGAAUGAAAGAACGGAGUGUUGAUAACAAUGGCAAAUAUGUUGCAGUACAUCUUCGCUUUGAGGAGGAUAUGGUUGCAUUUUCAUGUUGCAUAUUUGAUGGUGGGGAAGUGGAGAAGCAGGACAUGAAUGCAGCAAGAGAAAGAGGUUGGAGAGGAAAGUUUACUAAACCUGGUCGUGUAAUACGACCUGGUGCAAUAAGAAUGAAUGGAAAAUGCCCACUUACACCUUUGGAGGUCGGAUUAAUGCUCCGCGGAAUGGGCUUCGGUAAUAAUACUGUAAUUUAUUUGGCUUCUGGAAAGAUUUACAAAGCAGAGAAGACAAUGAUUCCGCUUCUUGAAAUGUUUCCCCUCUUACAAACAAAAGAGUCAUUAGCAUCACCUGAUGAGCUUGCUCCAUUUAAGAAUUUCUCUUCCAGGAUGGCUGCUAUUGAUUACAGUGUUUGCCUUCAUAGUGAAGUUUUUGUGACCACGCAAGGUGGGAACUUCCCCCAUUUUCUGAUAGGUCACAGGAGAUACUUGUAUGGUGGGCAUUCUAAAACUAUCAAGCCUGACAAGAGGAAAUUGGCCGUGUUAUUUGCCAAUCCAAAUAUUGGUUGGAAAGCAUUGAAGCGCCAAUUGCUAAAUAUGCGAGCUCACAGCGACGCAAAGGGUAUCGAGAUCAAAAGACCAAAUGAUUCUUUAUACACGUUUCCGUGCCCGGACUGCAUGUGCCGCUCGAACAAAACAGAAGUUUUAAAAUCCUUACAAGCUCGAUAGCAUUGUCAGAGAAGAUAUCCUUUUAACUCAUCAGCAACUUACCAGCAACUGACCUGAUUUUUUGUCAACUGAUGUACAAUUUAUUCGUUCGCAUACGGUGGAGUGCUGCCCCUGUCCCGCAUGCACUGAAAGAUCCCAUUGAUACAAUUCGUUUCAUCCUGACAUACCUGCGCCCCCUUUUGUAUAGUUAAGAUGAUCAGAUUAAUGGCU
Molecule: messenger RNA, 1756 nt
Organism: Ananas comosus (pineapple)
Lineage: Eukaryota; Viridiplantae; Streptophyta; Magnoliopsida; Poales; Bromeliaceae
Source: RefSeq, a predicted model, not a curated record